Messenger RNA from Jatropha curcas, 1328 nucleotides. Its product is annotated as Calcium-binding EF-hand family protein. Lineage: Eukaryota; Viridiplantae; Streptophyta; Magnoliopsida; Malpighiales; Euphorbiaceae. Gene Ontology annotation, molecular function: calcium ion binding. The record is from RefSeq and is a predicted model, not a curated record.
CUUGUCUAUUUGUCUUUGUUUUUAAAAUUAAAAAGAUAAAUCCAGAAAAAGUGGUUUGUUAGUAGCGUAACCAGAAGCGCCAAGUCCGUGAGUACGUGUUGGGUUCACCUAAAAACUUGGUGUUUUCAUGACCCCAGCCCAGUUGACUAACUAACACUUCUUUUUUCCUAAUCUUUGGCAUCCAUUCACAAUUCUUUUUGCAAAUUUUAGUUUCUGAUAAGAAACUCUUUUCUGGGUCAUCUUUGGUUUUUGUGAUUUUCUUUUGGAGGCCAUUUCUUGUUAGCUUUUCUUUCUGCUCCACAUCAUUUGAGGCACAUACUGAACUAGAACCCUGCAUUUCUUUUUGUCUUGUUGAAAAUGGGAAGUGUUAAGGUACAGGAUGAUUCACCUAGAUAUUGGAUACCAGAAACAAAGCUCGAGGCGAAAAUGGUUGAAGCUAUGCAGCGAAGGGAAGCUGAAGGAUGUGCAAUAAAAUCUUUCAACAGCAUAAUCUUGAAAUUUCCAAAAAUUGAUGAGAGCUUAAGGAAAUGUAAAGAUAUCUUUGAGCAAUUUGAUGAGGAUUCCAAUGGUAUAAUUGAUCGUGAAGAGCUUAGAAAAUGUUUCCAUAAGCUGGAACUUUCAUUUACAGAGGAGGAAAUUGAUGAUCUUUUUUUGGCGUGUGAUUUUAAUGAAGAUAUGGGCAUGGAGUUCAAUGAGUUCAUUGUGCUUCUCUGCCUUGUUUAUCUUCUUAAGUAUGAUACUGCUGCUGUUCAUUCUAAAUCAAGGAUGGGAAUGCCAAAUUUGGAAGCUACAUUUGAAACACUGGUUAAUGCAUUUGUGUUCUUGGACAAGAACAAGGAUGGUUACGUGAGCAAGAAUGAGAUGGUUCAAGCAAUAAAUGAAUCAGGUGAACGUCCUUCGGGACGAAUAGCAAUGAAAAGAUUUGAAGAGAUGGACUGGGAUAAAAAUGGAACGGUGAACUUCAAGGAAUUUUUAUUUGCUUUCACACGAUGGGUUGGAAUCGACUACACGGAGGACGAGGAAUAAGGUGAAGAGAAGGUCUGAAUCUAGCUGUCUAUGUAUGAAGUUGAAAUCCACAUAGAUAAAGGUUCCAGUUGAACUUUUGUUUCCAAUAACAUGCAGUUGAAUUUGAAUGUGCAGUAGUAAUGUUCAUUGCUUCUUAAAUUUGUAAUGUAAAUAGUUUCAGAAGUAUAACUCGAAUAUAGGUCUAAUAAGAUGCUAUUAUACUCGAGAAUUGUGCAUGAAACCAGUUCAGAAGGUUGCAUUGGAAAAAAAUUGCAUUUGUUUAGUGGAAUGAAUGCAGCAAUAUUUUAGACAGGUUAUGAACA